AUGUACAAUGCAGAGGCGAACGACGUUGCUGUUGAGUUUGCAGACGCGACGCUAUAUUGGCCGGCGGUGGUGAAGAAAGGCGAGCACGCAAAGUCGAAGCAGACACAUGGCGAUGGCAAUGUUAGCAGCACAGACGCCAAGAGCAACGGAAAGCCCGCUGACGGUGUGAAUGGCAGCAGCAAUGAUGAUGCUGGUGAUGACAACACUGAUGUGUGCGCUCAGAGCACGGGUCGUCGCGUUGGCGAGGAUUACAUCGUCUUGCGUGACAUCAACCUCUCUGUCAAGAAAGGCAAGUCACACAGCACCUGUGCCCUUGGUGCUGCAUGCGAGUUGAUUGGCAUUUGCGGUGCUGUUGGCAGCGGCAAGUCCUCGCUCCUCAGCUCUCUGCUUGGACAGCUGCACAUCAAGAAAGGGCGGGUUGCAAUUGGCGGCAGUGUGGCGUAUGUUGCGCAGCAGGCGUGGAUUCAGUCAGACACCCUCGCCAACAACAUCCUCUUCGAACAGGAGCGCGACGAAGACUUUUACGAGCGUGUGCUCACGGCUUGCAGUCUGCGACACGACAUCACGGUGCUCCCUGCUGGGGAGGAGACGGAGAUUGGGGAGCGCGGGAUCAACCUGAGUGGCGGUCAGAAGCAGCGCAUCAAUCUCGCUCGCGCCGUCUACGCAGACCGCGACGUGUAUCUCUUGGAUGAUCCUCUCAGCGCCGUGGACGCCCACGUUGGCCGGUCAAUCUUCGACAAGUGCAUCAAGGGGAUUCUGGAAGGCCGCACGAUUCUGCUUGUGACGCACCAACUGCAGUAUCUUCCUGCAUGCGACCGCGUGUGUUUUCUGGAGAACAACCGGGCUGCCGUGGGCACACACGACGAGCUGAUGAAGAGCAACACGUCGUACCGCAAGACCAUUGAGCAGCACCGCCGCAGCCAGGAGGAGGAGGAAGAGGAGGAGCAGGAGGCGGUGGUGGUGGAUGGGGACAACGAUGACAGCGGCGAGAAGAAGGCGAAACUCGAAGAAGCGACCAAGAGCGCCGCCGACGUUCAGGAUCAGGGCGAAGCAGCAAAGGACUCUGGAGAAGAUGACGAGAAAGAGAAGAAGGAGAAGAAGAAGGCGUCUGGAAAGCUGGUUGAGGCCGAGGACGUUGGCCAGGGCGGCAUCACGCUGGCUACAUACGCCAACUACGCGCGCGCGGGUGGCGGUGUUCUGCUGUUUCUCUUCAUUCUCCUCCUCUUUGGCUGUGCCAUGUUCUCCAAGGCCUACAGCGACUACUACCUCGGCUACUGGAUCCGGCAGGGCGAUGGCAACAGCACAACGCGCGGUGACCGCGGCGAUCCUUCGGACAACCCAGAUCUCGACAUGCACGCCCUCGUCUACGGCAUGACACUCGUUGCCCUCCUCGCCUUCCAGGGCUUCAAAGGGUUCCUGUUUGUCCGCCAAACCCUCGCAGCAAGCUCCAACCUCCACAAACAAGUCUUUGAGCGGAUUAUCCAUGCGCCCAUGUCGUUCUUUGACACGACGCCGACGGGCCGGAUCCUCAACCGCUUUUCGCGGGAUUUGGACGAGAUUGACGUGCGCCUCCCAUUCGUUGCUGAGCAGUUCCUGCAAAACUCGGCUUUGCUGUUGAUUACGCUGUGCAUGAUUGCGUAUGUGUUCCCGUGGUUUCUGCUUGCGCUCGUGCCAAUCGCCGCUUUCUUCUUCUCUGUUGUCCACUUCUUCCGCCCAACCCAGCGGCAAGUGAAGCGCCUGUCCAGUGCCACCCGUUCUCCUCUCGUUUCCCAGCUCUCAGCAACCUUGCAGGGCAUUCACACGAUUGCGGCGUUUGAGAAGAAAGACGCGUUCCUGACCAAGUUUUUCUCCACGCUGGACCAGCACUCCAAGUGCUUCUUCUUCUUCCACUGCAGCUCCCGCUGGUUUGCCUUUCGCCUCGACUACACAACAGCCAUGAUGAUUCUUGCAACGUCGCUACUAGCUGUGCUGCUGCACGGCCACGUGAGCCCUGAGCUCGCCGCGCUGGCCAUUACGUACGCAAUGUCCAUGGCAGGCAUCUUCCAGUACACGACACGUCUCAGUGCCGAGGUUGAGGCACGCUUCACCAGCGUCGAGCGCAUUCACAGAUACGGCACGGAGACACCGCAGGAGGUUGGCUUUGCUGUCAAGACACCGGGCGAUCUGCCCAAGAACUGGCCUGCGUUUGGCAGCAUCGCCUUUGAUCGCGUCAAGGUGUCGUACCGGCCCGGCCUUCCACCUGUCCUUCGUGACGUCACGCUCAACAUCCGGCCGCGCGAGAAGAUUGGAAUCGUUGGACGAACAGGCGCUGGUAAAUCAACCAUUGCGAUGGUGCUGUAUCGGAUGAUGGAGCUGACCUCUGGUUCCAUCAGCAUUGACGGUGUUGACAUUGCGUCCGUCGAGGCGUCUCUCCUCCGCAGCCGCCUCUCUAUCAUCCCACAGGAUCCCGUGCUGUUUGUUGGUUCCAUCCGCUACAACCUCGAUCCCUUUGAGGAGCACUCCGACGACGACAUCUGGCGCGCGCUCGAGCGCGCGCACGUGAAAGCGCUCGUGUCGUCGCUGUCCCAGGGGCUGCAUGCUCCUGUUGUGGAGAACGGCGAGAACUUUUCCGUCGGCGAACGCCAGCUGCUCUGCAUGGCCCGUGCCCUCCUCAGGCACUCGACCAUUUUGGUGAUGGACGAGGCGACGGCUGCCAUUGACACGCAAACAGAUGCACUGAUUCAGGAGACAAUUCGUGAAGCGUUUCAGGAGUGCACUGUCCUGACCGUCGCGCAUCGCUUGAACACGAUUCUGGACUCGGAUCGCAUCCUUGUCAUGGAUGGGGGUCAAGUUGCGGAGUCACUUCGCCGCCCCAGCUCAUCUACCACCCAGACUCCCACUACACUUACGUGA
Messenger RNA from Salpingoeca rosetta, 2892 nucleotides. RefSeq lists its product as uncharacterized. Gene Ontology annotation, biological process: transmembrane transport. Gene Ontology annotation, molecular function: ATP binding; ATP hydrolysis activity; ABC-type transporter activity. NCBI's taxonomy places the organism in Eukaryota, Choanoflagellata, Craspedida, Salpingoecidae. The coding region runs from base 1 to 2892 and encodes 963 amino acids. The record is from RefSeq and is a predicted model, not a curated record. Gene Ontology annotation, cellular component: membrane. The transcript has 25 exons.